AUGACCGCGGGUCAGUCACUGGCUUUAUUGCCCCUAGCCUUUAACCACGCGUUCAUCGACUGGCGAUUAGAUAAAAAGAGUGUCUUUUGGUGCAUCAACGGGCAUUUUUCGGACACUGUCUUCGCAGGCAUCACAAACCACGAGGUUGCUAUGAACCCCGACACCAGUCACACCACCCGCGCAUACUAUAUAGCACAACUGAAGGAAAGCGAGAGGUACUGCAAACAGAUACUCACCCAACAGAUCCCUCGAGUAGCUGAUCCCGGUAUUCUUGACUAUGACUUAGAGCAUGAACUGUGGAGCAAGGUCAGGCUCGAGGCUCGACGCAAACCUCCCCUUGUGGAAAGCUAA
Molecule: messenger RNA, 351 nt
Organism: Rhodofomes roseus
Lineage: Eukaryota; Fungi; Basidiomycota; Agaricomycetes; Polyporales; Fomitopsidaceae
Exons: 2
Coding region: 1-351 (116 amino acids)
Source: RefSeq, a predicted model, not a curated record